Messenger RNA from Trypanosoma brucei brucei TREU927, 1623 nucleotides. Its product is annotated as phosphotransferase, putative. Gene Ontology annotation, molecular function: transferase activity; nucleic acid binding; 3'-5'-RNA exonuclease activity. Gene Ontology annotation, biological process: exonucleolytic trimming to generate mature 3'-end of 5.8S rRNA from tricistronic rRNA transcript (SSU-rRNA, 5.8S rRNA, LSU-rRNA). NCBI's taxonomy places the organism in Eukaryota, Euglenozoa, Kinetoplastea, Trypanosomatida, Trypanosomatidae. The coding region runs from base 1 to 1623 and encodes 540 amino acids. The record is from RefSeq and is a predicted model, not a curated record. The transcript has a single exon.
AUGAUGAACAUAUCACCUCAAUUUAAACGGUGGGGACAAAACACCCGGAAUUUGCAACAGCAGGAAGCAUAUCCCUUGCGGGAACCUCCCUUCGAUACAUACAUGGUGUUAGAUUUUGAAGCUACAUGCGAGCGUCACCAACGUCUUGAAGUGCCGGAAGUUAUUGAAUUUCCUAUAGUCCUCGUAGAUGCGCGGAAUGGUAAUACCAUUAGUGAAUUCCAGCAGUACGUGCGACCGGUAGUUAACCCUCAGCUCUCUCAGUUUUGCACUGAGCUUACGGGUAUAACGCAAUCAGUGGUAGAUAGAGCAAGCACAUUUCCCGACGUAUUUACCGCUGCGAUGAACUACCUUCACCAAAAUAAUUGUGGUGAGAGAGAAAUUAACAAAAGAUAUCUCCCCGUGACAUGUGGUGACUGGGACCUCAAGACAAUGCUUCCUAUUCAGGUUAAAGCGUGUAUCCAACAGGGGUUUACGGUCAACGUGCCUCCAUCCCUUCGCCGGUGGUUCAAUAUCAAACAGUACAUGCAAAGAGUUUUAUCUCCGGGUUUGGGACAAACGGUGUCACAACCUAUACGCGAUCUUCCAGAUAUGAUGUCUGUACUCGGUCUGGAGAUGAAGGGCAGGCACCACAGCGGGAUAGAUGACUGCAGAAAUAUAGCCGCUGUGCUAUGUGAACUUAUCAAACUUGGCCAUGUUAUUACCCCAACAACAGACUACAAUAGUGAGCUCACACGGGGUACCUCGUGGGUUAGUGUCGGUGCAACUACGUCCUUGAAGCCCAGUGCAGGUUUAGGGAAGUGUCAGCAAAUGCCUCACUGCCGAGAGGAGGGUUCGAACAACUCUGCCAUGGGACGGAAGAGGGCUGCUAGUGACACAGUGAACAAUCAACAGAGCAUGAUCAAGAGGAUUCAUAUUAACGUGCUUGAAAAUGAAGAUCCGCUACAAGACUUGCUAAACUUGAAGACUGAUGACAGAAACAGGAUGGGUAGUGAAGACAUGACAAAGGAAAAGGUGGUUACAUAUUCUAAGGCCCUCUCCCGUAUUCUCCGACAUGGAGCAGACAAAAUGAAAAUUACAAUCUCGGAUGCCGGGUAUGUGCUAGCCGACGAUUUAGUACGCUGUGCGCCCUUCUCUAACGAUAAGGCAGCGCUGACCCAUCUCGCCUGGGUGGUUUAUUCCAACGACAAGAAACGAUUUAAAAUGGCUUACGAUGAAAACAGGCGUGUAUACAUACGCGCUAACCAGGGGCACAGUUUGUCUGGGAUUAAUCCCGAACUGGUUCCAAUCACUAGCGAGACUCAAGUCCCUUUUGCCGUGCAUGGCACGUAUUAUUCUGCGUGGGAACGAAUACGUGGCUGUGGUUAUCUUUCAACAAUGGGACGACAACACAUUCACUUCGCCAAGGGGAUGCCAGGGUCCGACGGCGUUAUAAGUGGAAUGAGAAAUACCUCAGAGGUGCUUUUAGUUCUUGACGUGCCGUUGCUUUUGAAGGAAUCUGUGGAGUUGUGGGAAAGUGCCAACGGCGUGCUACUUACCCCUGGUGUAAGUGGCACGGGUCGACUGCCUUUGAAGUAUAUCAGUUCUGUGGUCGACCGCCGGACAAAUGAUCUACUACCACGGUGA